AUGUCCACAAAGCCUCGCAGGGAACCCCGAGCUUACCACCCCCAGUUCAACUCGCCCGACGCCGAUGUAAUACUCGUCUCCUCAGAAGAUACAGGCUACCGUGUACCACACUUCACCCUGCGAAAUACAUGUGGCUUUUUUCGUGGCCUUCUUUCUACACACAACUCAUCCCUCGUACAGCCAGAGCUAGGAGACAGAUCAUUUGGUCCCAUAUUCGACGUUGAUGAAAAGAAUAAGGUCUUGACAAAGGUUCUUAGCAUGAUAUGCGGCCUUCACAGCGACAACUGGGAAUCCAUUGACGAAGCAGACGACGCCAUCCUCCUUGCUCAAAAAUGGGAUGCUCCAGGUCCAUUGUCCAUCAUUCGAAGCUCAAUAACAGCCCCUAUGUUCCUUGCCGAUCCCCUGCGACUUUAUGCAAUUACAACUCGACAGGGGUGGCUGGAGGAGACUAUGCUGGCGUCGACGCAGACAUUAAGUCUGAACCUUUAUGAUGAGGAACACCGACCAACCCUGGAAAAAAUGUCUGCCAGUCGCCUCAUGGCGCUCUUUCGGCUGCAUCGGGAUCGACGAGACCGUUUCAAGACAUUCAUAGACAGCGACGCGAUAUUCGAUGCAGGAAACGCAGAGAAAUAUCUCUGUCCUGGAUGCGGAGAAGAAAUGAACAAUCAUACGUGGCGAGAACUCAAAACCAGGAUGUUUAUGGAGAUGGAUAGACGACCCCUCGGAGAUACGCUGUGUGGGCUAGAGAUGGAAGACUGGCCGGAGUUCAUCGCUUGCUGGGAAGCGAAGUGCCAGAAAGCGGACUGUGGGAGGUUGUGCUAUGACAAGUUGAGCACCCUUCGAGAUAUAAAGAAUUGUAUAGAGAGACUUCCUUCCCAUGUUUAA
Molecule: messenger RNA, 885 nt
Organism: Psilocybe cubensis
Lineage: Eukaryota; Fungi; Basidiomycota; Agaricomycetes; Agaricales; Agrocybaceae
Exons: 1
Coding region: 1-885 (294 amino acids)
Source: RefSeq, a predicted model, not a curated record